This is a messenger RNA of Sporothrix brasiliensis 5110, 984 nucleotides long. RefSeq lists its product as uncharacterized. NCBI's taxonomy places the organism in Eukaryota, Fungi, Ascomycota, Sordariomycetes, Ophiostomatales, Ophiostomataceae. The record is from RefSeq and is a predicted model, not a curated record. The transcript is spliced from 2 exons. Bases 1 to 984 code for a protein of 327 amino acids.
AUGGCUGACAAGUACCCCAACCGGCCCUUGAUUGUCCUGGGCACCGCCGGCAUCGGCGACGCGACUGCCGAUACAAACGUGCGCCUCGACACACCCGAGGAGGUCGGGCCCUUCUUCGACGAGUUCUACAACCGCGGCUACCGCGUCGUCGACACCGCUCGCAACUACCCGCCCGGCGCCCCUGGGACGGCAGAGCCGCGCAUUGCGCGCCACAACACGGACGGCCGCUUCGUUGUCGACACCAAGGUCUUUUCGUUCACGCCGGGCGACCACAACGCCGAGGGCCUGGCCAAGAGCAUCGACGGAUCCAUCGAGGCGCUCGGCGGCCACCCCAUCAACAUCGAGUACCUGCACGUGCCCGAGCGCACCACGCCCUUUGCCGACACCCUCGCCGCCCUGGACACGUUCCGGAAGCAGGGCAAGUUCAGCAAGGUGGGUCUCUCCAACUACCGCCCGGAGGAGGUGCAGCAGCUGCUGGACAUCAGCAAGGACAAGGGCUAUGCGCCGCCCGCCGUCUACCAGGGCUGCUACAACCCCAUCUCGCGCAGCAUCGAGACCACGCUGUUCCCGGUGCUGCGCGCCAACAACGUCGCCUUUUAUGCCUACAGCCCGGCCGCCGGCGGCAUUUUCGGCGACAAGAAGCGCCCCGGCGGCCGCCUGGAGUCGUCCGGCAUCGUCGGUUCCAUCUACCGGGAGAUGUACGACCGCCCCACCAUCACCGCCGCCGUCGACCGCGUGCGCGCCGUGGCCAAGGAGCACGGCAUCCCCGGCCACGAUGCCAGUCUGCGGUGGACCGUGUACCACAGCCAGUUGUCGGGCGCGCACGGCGACGCUGUCAUUGUGGGCGCGGCCACGGUCGAGCAGCUGAAGAAGUCUCUGGAUGCCAUCGACGCCGGGCCGCUGCCGCAGGCGGUCGUGGAUGCUGUGAAUGCCAUCAACGACUCGAUUGAAGAGGUGGACAAGCAGCCGUACCACAAGUUUUAG